GUUCUUGUCGGAGCGACUUGCAAAGUGAUACAAAUUUUCCAGCCGUACCUGCGGAGAAUCGCGGCCGGUUAGUUGUUUUUCAGCACUCACCGGCACAAAUGCUGCCGAAAUCCUUGUCCGAGGCGCCAGAAUAUGUUUGUUUCAAAGGAACGACUUGAAUGUUUUUGGCGCAGUGGGACUCCAAACCAUGUGACGGAAAAAAGAGAUAGCCAGCACCAGCAACAACAACUAUUAUCACCCUUGAAAAGAAAGUGCCAUUAUGAAGUCGACUGGACGCCGGUGCUGGAGUCUCACAUCAGUAUUAACAUUUGUCGUUGGCACAUUUUUCAUGCUUUCCUAUCACGUCCACCUGCAUAAAGAUGCCCCUCGCCAAAGAAAUCAAAGAACUGAUAACAUGCUCAACCCUCCCGCCACUCAUCGUCUGACCUCCCUUGCCGAUGACUACCAUCAACUGAUCAACCUGACUGACUUCACCUUUCAAAUCCUUGCAAACUGUUCUCAAGACGAAGACCCACUUGUAGUCGUUGUCCACUCAGCACCAACUUAUACCAAGUACCGAAAUGCAAUUCGAGCUACUUGGGGGUCGUCGCCCUUCAAGGUGGUUUUCAUGCUCGGGGCGGUUACGAAUGAGACCCUGCAGCGGAGACUGGAGGACGAGGGGCGUCGGCACGGCGACCUGGUGCAGGGUUCGUUUAAUGACUCAUAUAGAAACCUGACCUACAAGCAUGUGAUGGCCCUCAAAUGGCUGCACUACCACUGCCAGGGGUACAAAUACGCCCUUAAGACUGAUGACGAUGUCUUUGUUAAACUGGACUCCAUAGUCACACUCAUAAACAAUGGAACUUUCCCUGAGAGCAACCACAUAGUGUGCGACGUAAUCAAGAGGGCGGAAGUGAAACGGUCCUGGCGCUCCAAAUGGCGAGUGUCACCGCGCGAAUUCCAUGAAAGUUCCUACCCAACCUACUGCCCUGGCUGGAUAGUGCUUUACAGUCAGGACGUCAUCGGCAGGCUUUACACGCUGGCACAGAAAGAGUCGUACUUCUGGGUCGAUGACGUCCACAUUACCGGCAUUUUGGCGCAGAGGGCACAAGUUAAUCACAAAUCCAUCAAGCCUUGGAGAAUGCCCUCCAAAAUGGUUUCAAAGGUACUUAAAAAAGGCCACUGCCCUUGGACUUUGUGCCGAGAGUUUGCUUUCGGAUCGUAUGAGUUAGAGCCUGAUGAAAUCAAGUUAUUAUGGACAGUUUUGUCCAACAGCAAGAAUGGUUCAGUGAUUCAAGUGGAUACAAAUUAAAAUGAUCUUCAGUCUUCAGUUUUAAGGCUUUAUACUGCAGCAGAUGGUUAGUCUGUAUUCAUAAGAGAAGUUGAUUUUUUUAAUCAAAAUAAAAUCAUUGAAAUAUCUUAUAUCUCAGGGAACGCCAAAUUAGUCCAGUUCAUAUCUUGUUCCAGUCAAUUAUUAUAUUUUCCUACUCAAUAAUAAGCAUACUUAUUACUGCUCAUCAGUUGCAUUCAAUUUGAUAUAAUGAGUUACAAUGAGACUAGAUAAAAUAUAAUACAGAACGCCAGUUUGAGAGUGAAAAUAGAUUUGGAUUUAUUCAUUACUCGCCACAAAAUAUUAAGGCCAAACUUUAAUGCUAGAAAAUCAUACAAACUUUUAAAGAGCCUCGAAGAAAGAGAAUUAAAGAUGCUUAAUGUAAUUUAUUGAACGAGAAACUAAAAUUGUAAAUAAUAAAAAUAAUUUAUGAAACACAAAAAUUAU
Neocloeon triangulifer is the source of this 1756-nucleotide messenger RNA. RefSeq names its product beta-1,3-galactosyltransferase 5-like. The transcript is spliced from 3 exons. Lineage: Eukaryota; Metazoa; Arthropoda; Insecta; Ephemeroptera; Baetidae. The record is from RefSeq and is a predicted model, not a curated record. Gene Ontology annotation, cellular component: membrane. Gene Ontology annotation, molecular function: hexosyltransferase activity. The coding region runs from base 260 to 1291 and encodes 343 amino acids.